AUGCUCGAUUUCUUCCGUUCUGUUGCUCAGUCUAUUCCAUCAUCGCUUCCUUCGGCAUCAACGUCGCCAGAUUUGGAAGUCCCUGACGCGAUGCAAAAUUCUGCGCGGGAUAUGCUCCAAGAUCGCGCCGGAAUUAUCGUCCUUCGCGAAGACCUUGAUUUCUAUGUCAUUCCGCCACGACCAGAGAUCGGUCAUGAGGAAAUGCUGGAGGUCAAACGCGCUGCUGGCCGCGCGUUGUUGAAGCAGGAUGGUAUCUUUUCUGGGCUGCGUAAGAGCGAAGAAGUUGGCUCGACUGAGCAGCACCUCAUUGAAAUGCUGACCGCUGGUGGAUUCGAUCGCGAAGACCAGUGGGGGCACCGAGCCCCGGAGCCCAACAAGGCAGUCAUCUGCAGUCUUGCCCUCGCCAAGCUUCGCACUGAUAUUCGAGGCGAUCUUUCGAAUAACACUGCCGUCGGCAUGGCUCAAAAACUCCUUCUUUUCUGGAGAAAACCUGCCCGUCGUUGCUGGUGGGAAGGUGUUGACUUGGACAACGUAGAAGGAGUGGAAGGCCAAGUCAAAGUAUGGAUUCGGAGGGUCUGGACUCUGGAAAUGAGCGUUAUCGGACUCCGAUGA
Molecule: messenger RNA, 612 nt
Organism: Penicillium maclennaniae
Lineage: Eukaryota; Fungi; Ascomycota; Eurotiomycetes; Eurotiales; Aspergillaceae
Product: General stress response protein Whi2
Exons: 3
Coding region: 1-612 (203 amino acids)
Cellular component (GO): nucleus
Molecular function (GO): RNA binding
Source: RefSeq, a predicted model, not a curated record